Molecule: messenger RNA, 2642 nt
Organism: Hyla sarda
Lineage: Eukaryota; Metazoa; Chordata; Amphibia; Anura; Hylidae
Gene: TAPBP
Product: TAP binding protein
Exons: 8
Coding region: 175-1461 (428 amino acids)
Biological process (GO): antigen processing and presentation of endogenous peptide antigen via MHC class I
Cellular component (GO): membrane
Source: RefSeq, a predicted model, not a curated record
AGUGAAAGAAUGAUAAAAAAAAAAAAAAGAUUAGUGUGACAAAGGAAGAAGACAGACACAAAGACGUCAAAGGGGGAAGAGUCACAGCCGGGGUGAGCAGGCAGAGGGGUGUACAGUGCAGAUAUCCUGGACCCCCGCAGAGGAGCUGUCCCCGAGCACAGGACGUCCGCCAUCAUGAUGCCAUCCACAAUCUACAAGCUGUACUAUAUUCUUCUUGUACACACGGUCGGGCUUCUGACAGUGUCCGCUUCUUCUGGAACCAAGUCCCUGUCCUGCUGGCUGGUGAAGGAGAUCUCUGCGACGGAGACCAAACCGCGCUCCAUCCAGCAGACACCGGUACUGAUACAAUUCACGGACGCCUCCGGACUGAGGCUCAGUUCUCCAGAAACCACGGACCCUGACACCUUACUCUUCUAUGUUUUUGAUCCAUCCGGUAAACUGUCUACCGAAUUCACCUCCUGUGAGAUAACCGAUCAUUUGCCUCAAGAGGUCUCUCUUGACUGGGCGCGCUCCCUCACAGAGGAAAGACUGAGCCCGCCGGCUCUCGGCAAGACUUGGUACACCCUGGCGGCCAGCAAUCGCUUGGACGGGAAGGGAGUGAGUUUCGUGCUGGGGCCCCUGGGUGACAAAAAAGACCAUUUCUCAGUCUCUUUGGCUGUCUAUUCUGUUUCUGCCACCCAACAAGCCCAGUUGGGUAAGCCCCUGUCUUUACCUUGCGGUAUAUGGAAAGGGCAUCAGCCGCGCUUCGCUGUGGAGUGGCGCCAUCGGGCUCUGGGGGCCGGGAGUCUCCUGUAUGCGUACGAUGGGUGGAAGGACAAGAUCGAGGAGCAUGACCCGAACUGUCACCUGAACUUUUCGACCUUACACAGCGAAGGGGACGCCUCCCUCCUGAUUGAGAACGUAGGGGUUUCGCACCAAGGCACCUUGUUGUGUACGAUCUAUCUGCCCUACCUGAGGGCGCAGAGAGAAAUCCAGCUGGUGGUCACAGCUAAACCCCAUGUGACCCUGCAGCCGUCCCCGCUCUUCGCUCACCCCGGGGAGGAGGUGACGCUCACUUGUGACAUUUCUCACUUCCACCCUCUGGAGAUCUCUGUGGACUUCUUAGUUCAGCUACCGGGGGAUUCUCAUCCCACCCUACUGUCCGGAAGCACCCUAUCCGCUCACACCCACAACCAGGACGGCUCCCAUAGUAUCACCGCAUACCAACGCAUGGUCGCCAGCAGCGCCCUCAACGGGGCACGAUACUUCUGCAGAGUCAACCAUGUUAGUGUCCCCAAGGGCAUUUCUACUUCCCAGACCCUGAAAGUUGCAGGGGUAUCCGGGCCGUCUCUGGAGGAUAUAAUGUAUCUCUUCCUGACCGCGCUGUUUCUCUAUGGAACUCUUAGCUACCUGCGCAGGAAAGCGAUGUCUCUCUUCGGAAGUCAGGAAGACAUGAAGGCUCAGAAGAAUAAAUCGGAAUAAAGAAGAUUGAAGAACAGAAGACUUGAUCUCUGAAAGAUGUUCAUGUAAUGCUGGUCCAAAUCUAGGCGCUAGCGCUACAUUCCCUUUCAUCUCAGAAUAGGAGGGGGUCCUAAAGAAUGCCCCCCCCCCCCAUUGAUUAUAAAGUGAUAUCCUAGCUCUAUACCAUCAUUUUAAAAGUUGGAGACACCCCCUUUAAAACAAUAGAUCAGCAACUGAUCCCUGACCGUUCCUCUGUGGCCUUGUCCGCAGUUUGUCAACAUGAACCCCUUUCUAAAGAUGGCCCCCGGCCAGAUGUCUUUGGUUCUUGUCCGUCACAUAUUAUUCAUGUGUUGGCAGUCGGUAAGAAUUAGACUUUUCGGAUUGCCAAAAUCUGCUGUGUUUGACCGAUCUGAACAUGAAUUUGUGGUCAAAAUAGAUUUUGCGGCAAUUGAGACAAAUUGUGGUGGAAAAUGUAAUUUGACCAAGACAUCUGAAUCCCCCCUAAGCCGCUGCUUUUAGUUGCACUAUUUUGUAUUUGCUAGUACUUGCUGUAUUUGAAGGUAUUUUCCAGGCUAAGUUUAUUGAUGCCCUACUCUCCAUACAUUGUGUAAUGCAGCGGUGUCCAAACUGUGUCGUUUUGCAACAUCUGGAGGACCACAGUUUUGACACCACUGGUAUAGUGCAACAGAACUGAGCUGCAGUACCCACCUUGGCCACUACACAACUUACGGAGCCGUCUGCUUCCAGCUGUUUUAAUGCGUGACUAAAGCGGGUGUCGGCUGUUGGAACCCCACCGAUCUGAUAUUGAUAGCCUAUCCUUAGAAUAGGUCUUCACUAAAUUUUGUCCCGAAAAAAACCUUUAGGUACAGUUCAAAAAUUUUCAAAAAUUGUCAGUCUUCAGUGAAAGUUUAAUCUUAAAGAAGCACUCCGAAAAAAAAAAAAUGUAUCCUCCGACACCAGAUGUAUCACAUGAUCCACAUCGAUCCUCUUAGAGAAAUGUAUAGACCAGUGUUUCCCAACCAGGGUGCCUCCAGCUGUUGCAAAACUACAAUGCCCAGCAUGCCCGGACAGCCUUUUUGCAACAGCUGGAGGCACUCUGGUUGGAAAACACUGGUCUGGUUUGAAAACACUGGUAUAGACAAUUUGGCUUUGUGUGCGCACAAGAAACAUUAAAGGGAAAACGUUUUUUUUUUUAAUCAACU